Molecule: messenger RNA, 720 nt
Organism: Leishmania braziliensis MHOM/BR/75/M2904
Lineage: Eukaryota; Euglenozoa; Kinetoplastea; Trypanosomatida; Trypanosomatidae
Product: nucleoside diphosphate kinase b
Exons: 1
Coding region: 1-720 (239 amino acids)
Biological process (GO): GTP biosynthetic process; CTP biosynthetic process; UTP biosynthetic process
Molecular function (GO): nucleoside diphosphate kinase activity
Source: RefSeq, a predicted model, not a curated record
AUGUUUCACCAGCUUUUAUCUUCGUCGCUUAGAGUACCACAGCACACAGCAAAGCCACUUUAUGGAAUUAGUGUACACAUGGAUGAAAUGGGCCGCACAACUAAAGCACUUCUUGUUGCACGGCAUACACUUAUCACUCCUUUCGUCUUCCUAUUCCUUGUCUCCCUUCUACUCACUUACGCCUCUCCUGCUUCUAUCUGUCCAGCACAUUCCCAACGCUUCAACUCUCACUUUUACAACUACCAUCACCACCCAAAUAAAACCAUGUCCUCCGAGCGCACUUUCAUUGCCAUCAAGCCGGACGGUGUUCAGCGCGGCCUCGUUGGCGAGAUCAUCAGCCGCUUUGAGCGCAAGGGCUUCAAGCUUGUCGCCUUGAAGAUGCUGCAGCCGACGACGGAGCAGGCCCAGGGUCACUAUAAGGACCUUGCCUCCAAGCCGUUCUUCGAGGGUCUUGUGAAGUACUUCUCGUCUGGCCCUAUUGUGUGCAUGGUCUGGGAGGGUAAGAACGUGGUGAAGAGCGGCCGUGUGUUGCUCGGCGCGACGAACCCGGCCGACUCGCAGCCCGGCACGAUCCGUGGCGACUACGCCGUGGAUGUGGGCCGAAACGUGUGCCACGGCUCCGACUCAGUGGAGAGCGCGCAGCGCGAGGUCGCCUUCUGGUUCAAGGUGGAGGAGAUCGCAAGCUGGACGUCGCAUUCCGCUUGCCAGAUCUACGAGUAA